CUGCUGAACAGUCUAUAUCGCAUUGGCGUAAGGGAGUCUGUAAUAUGCAUGUUGCCUAUUGUGAAAUAAUGGGAAUAAAGCAAUAAGGGGGAAUAAAAUUCUAACACAAUUUACUGUGAAAAUUGGAAUUACAUAAUUUAAGGUAUUUUACAUAAUUUGGAAGAAGAAAGUGGCACAUGGUUAUUUUUGUAAUCAGGGGUGAACAGAUUACUAACAGUUGUUGAUGAUACGUUAGCAAUUUGCUGUCCUUUAAACAAUUUAGUUAAAUGGCAUGAAAUGGACGAUUUAUUCAAUUCGUCAUUUUUCCAUAGUUAUCUCAACAAAAUGAAUUCACUGCCGCCUUGUAUAUUAGAUGAUUCCAUGCCAUUGAAUAAUUCAAACAGUUCUUCUGAAUCAAGGCUUUCAAACUGCAGUACACCGGCUUUUGAUGAUUUCUUAGAUUUCGAUUUACCAAGCAACUUUGAAUAUCAGAAACCAUCUGUUUAUAUAAUUGGAUUAAAUUUAUUCUCAUACUUCACACCAUUUAUACUAGUUAUCGGCCUUAUAGGAAACGGAUUAUCGCUGGCUGUAUUCACAUCAAAGAACAUGCGCAAAAUGUCUGCAAGUUCUUAUCUGGCGGCGUUAUCGGCAGCUGAUAUUUGUACCCUGACCUUCUAUGUGUUUAUUGAAUGGUUACGAAGAGGUCUUGUCCAUAUUAAUCCGGAUGCUGAAAUAUUAUUAAACGUUUUGAAUAGAGACGGACCAUGUCAAGUUUUCUUGUUUUUGUCUUACAUAUCUCGUGUAAUGUCAACUUGGAUAAUUGUUGUAUUCACCAUCGAACGGUUUACAGGUGUUUGUUACCCACUUAAAUCUUUCAAAGGAAAGUCUAAAAAGAUCUUAAUAGGAAUGUUGAUCAUUGGCAGUAUUCUGGUGUUAUACAAACCUAUUCUUAGCAGCGAGUACAUAGCGAGAGGACGAAUCACUUGCAGUUCAAAUCCAAUGUACAGUUUUGAGUCAUUUGUGUUGGAUUCAAUUUUUGCUUUACUUAUAACACUUGUUCCUUUUAUCGUCAUAACAAUACUUAACAUAAUGAUUAUGAGAACUUUGUUCUUAAGAAAUCAUCGCCAUAGUGAACUUUUUGCGGAAACAACUAAGAUACGACUUGAGUUUACGCUUAUACUGUUAGCUAUUUCAUUCUUCUUUAUUGCGUUCAACCUUCCUUAUUCGGCAGUCUGGUUCAAAAAUUUUAUGUCUUCGAGAUUUCUGAGCAUGGAUGCCUAUAACUUCAAUCACAAAGACAUUGACUACUGGAGGGGAGUGUUACAUGUUACAAGAACAGUGUUUUAUAUGAACUAUUGCGUAAAUUUCUUUUUAUACAGUAUCACUGGUGCGUAUUUUAGAAAUGAACUUGCACUUAUGUUGCGUUUCAAACAAAGGAAAAACAGGAUCUACAAAUCACAUAUCCGUAGUAGCAGAUUUGGCAGCUCAAAUCAUUCUGGAACAAUAGCUACAUAUAUGGCUUAGGCUACAUUAAGACAUCAGUGAUUUCUUUCAAAAAUCAACACACCAUCAGAUGGUAAAAUGAACAUAGAAAUGAAAAGAAAUGUUGAAUAAACGGUAAUUUUUGGUGUAGUUAGGUUAAAUGUGUUUACAUCAAUAAUUAAUUACCUCCUAGUUGACAAUCUCGCCAUAAAAACGAGUUUUUAUCGCAUAAUAUAACUGUCAAAUUCACGUUGUUCGUAUCAUUGUUUGGAAUAACAGUCUGUUAUUAAGUGAUCAGAUAAAUGUCUUUUCUUGGA
This is a messenger RNA of Ruditapes philippinarum (Manila clam), 1778 nucleotides long. RefSeq names its product G-protein coupled estrogen receptor 1-like. Gene Ontology annotation, cellular component: plasma membrane. Gene Ontology annotation, biological process: G protein-coupled receptor signaling pathway. The record is from RefSeq and is a predicted model, not a curated record. Gene Ontology annotation, molecular function: G protein-coupled receptor activity. Lineage: Eukaryota; Metazoa; Mollusca; Bivalvia; Venerida; Veneridae. Bases 277 to 1503 code for a protein of 408 amino acids. The transcript has 3 exons.